Molecule: messenger RNA, 9527 nt
Organism: Polyodon spathula (Mississippi paddlefish)
Lineage: Eukaryota; Metazoa; Chordata; Actinopteri; Acipenseriformes; Polyodontidae
Product: kielin/chordin-like protein
Exons: 55
Coding region: 366-7742 (2458 amino acids)
Molecular function (GO): protein binding
Source: RefSeq, a predicted model, not a curated record
CAAGGUUUUAGUUUAUUGGUUUUCCUGGAACAUGUUAGAAAUAUUCCUCAGCAACCUACUACAAGGGACACUAGGAAGUACAAUAGCCUGCAACACAAACUGCAGAUGUGCUGUUGCUGUACUGAUAUGUACAUCUGUUGUUUCUUCAAAAGCUCUAACUCCUGUUUUGUUAUUUGGAAAGUUUUGAAUACAUUUUGCAUUCACACACCAGUGCCGUACUUAGUUUUUAAAUGAGAACAUGUUUACUAUUUUGCACACAUUUCGGAAAACAAUUAGCUUUUAAAACUACAGCCACAUGAAGGCGAAUCUUAAACUUGGAUUAAAAGACCAAGUGUUUCUCCAGUCCUGUUAGAUCUUGGACCGGUAUGAAAGCUGGAGAAUUAAGAAUGGAGAUAUCUCGGCUCAGAGUUACUUUCUUUCUUCAGGUGCUCGUAAUUAUAUUCUGGAACUUUUUCCUGACACCGGGAGCUCAGCCUGACACACAUCUCUACGAUUACUACGACGAGAACGUUAUUGAUCUGCUGAAAGCCCUGAACAUCACUAGGUCUAUUAAGGGUGUUAGCAAGGCUAAAGGCUUGGAACCUGGAAUUCCAGCAUGGAAGUUCCGCCAGAGUGUGCCCCACUUGACUCUUCCACGGGAUUACUCCAUAUACUUCCUCAGCACCAUGCAGGGAUCCAUCGGCUUCCACUUCGUGGCACAGCAGGCCAAGAACUCAGACAGCACUCUCAUCUCCUUCAUCUCCCCCACUGCCAUGAAAAAAGAUGGGCACCCUCUCCUCCAGCUGGUCUCUAGCACCAGGUCCAACCAGCUGCGUCUGGAGUACAGGGCAGUCCACAGCAUGGAGUCCGCCACCAUCCUCUUCCCAGGGGGAACGCCUUUCUCCAAUAGCAAGUGGGCCCGCAUGGCCUUUAACCUGGAAGCCCACAAGAUCAUCCUCUUUAUUGACUGUGAGGAGUCUAUCAUAUUUGAGAAAAACCAGGGAGAAGAUGCCCUCAGUCUCAUCCUUCCAGUAGAUCUUGAAAUCACCUUUGCAAGUAUGCCAGGAAACAAGGCCAGCAAGUUCUUGGGAUACUGGCAAACAGCUGAGAUCUCUCCAAGUGGAUUCCUCAGACGCCCAUGGCACUGUGAAAACCUGUCCGAUUCAUUGCCGUAUUCCCUGGCUGAGGAGAGAUCUGUUGACUCCCAGCUGGAAGCGCCUCUGAUAACGGAUCCCUCCCAACAUGGUGAGAACCAGUCUGAUUUUGCAAACUACCAACAGCAGCAAAGUGAGCCUGAGAAUUCACCACGGGGACCCAGGCCUCAACCCCAAGCCCAGGAUGAGCGUCUUAGGAGACUGGAGGAGGCCGUGGAUAACCUCAGCAUGAUGCUGGAUAUGGUCAAGGCCCAGAACACAGACUUGGUGGCUCGGGUGAAGUACCUUGAGACCUGCGAGUGUAGGAGGCUCACAUGCUCCUGGGAGGGGCGAGAGUACGAGGAGGGGAGUCGAUGGGACAAGGACCGGUGCACAGUGUGCUUGUGUGUGAAGGGCGAAGUGCGAUGCUCUGAAAGGGGCGAGUGUGCCGGUUGCAGAUACGAAGGCAAGAUCUAUAACAAUGGAGAAUCUUUCAACUAUGAUGACUGCAUAACAUGUGUAUGUCAGAGUGGAGAUGUGACAUGUACAGCAGUCCAGUGCAACAGAGUGACUUGCAGCAACCCAGUGAAGAGAUCUGGGGAGUGCUGUCCAGUGUGUUUGGAAGACUGUGUAGAUGGACGGAGAAAUGGAGAAAGCUGGAAGCCUGAUCCCUGUAGUAAUUGCACCUGUGAGAACGGUAGAGUUCAGUGCAUAGAUCAAGAAUGCCCCCCCACAAACUGCCAACACCCCAUCAUUCCAAGGGACACAUGCUGCCCUGAAUGUGCUGGCUGUGUGUACAAUGGGAAGAGGCUGAGGAACGGCCAGAGCUUCCAGUCAGACCGCUGCACCAAGUGCACUUGCAGGAAUGGCAACGUGCAAUGCCCGGAUGUCCGAUGCCCAGACUUACCAUGCUUGGAUCAGUAUGUGCCUCCUGGGGAGUGUUGUCCUGUCUGUCGUCCAGGCUGUGAAUAUGAAGGAGAAAUGUAUGACAAUGGAGUCAUCUUCUUAUCCCGAACCAACCCCUGUAUGAACUGCUCAUGUCUGGACAGCUUGGUCAGGUGUUCCCCAGUGCAGUGUCAGCCCGUCUCAUGUGGGAAUCCUUUCCAGAAACCUGGUCAGUGUUGUCCCUCCUGUCAAGCUUGUGAACUAGACGGCAGACCUUAUGACCAUGAGCAGCCUUUCACCACUCUGGAUGGCUGUCAAAAAUGUACAUGCAUGAAUGGUAAACCAUCGUGCGUAGAUAUCCAGCAGUGUCCUCACACCUGUACCCACGGAGUUAAGCCCCCAUACGGCCCCUGUUGCAGAGACUGCUCCAGCUGUGAUUUCCAUGGGCAGCUGAUACCCAACGGGAUGUCUUUUGUGACCAAUGCAGAUGUGUGUGAGCGCUGCUUGUGUACAAAUGGGAAUGUUGUGUGCUCAAGGAUCACCUGUCCUUCUCUUGACUGCAAAACCUUUGAAAGAGUACCAGAGGAAUGCUGCCCCAAAUGCAGAGGUUGUGUACAUGUCGGCAUUCGACACGAGCACAAAUCCGAGUGGAAGUUACCAGACAACCCCUGUAAUAUCUGCAGUUGUUUGGAGGGACAAGUUCUGUGUGAGAAUGAGAGGUGUAACACCCCAUGUAGAAAUCCUGCAAAGCCCACGGAGGGAUCUUGCUGCCCUAGCUGUGAUGGUUGCCAUUUGAAUGGACAGGAGUAUGUGAAUGGAGACAGAGUGUCUAAUGGAGAUCACUGUGCAGAGUGCACGUGUGUGAAUGGUGAUAUCCACUGUAACCCUGUCGCGUGCCCGCUAGUGCAAUGCAGGAAUCCUGUUCAGCAACCUGGAGACUGUUGCCCACGCUGUGAGGAGUGCGAGUAUGAUUCGAAGACGUUUGUUGAUGGCCAGUCCUUCAUCUCAACCGUUAACCCCUGCCUGAGAUGCAGGUGUUCGGCAGGUCGGGUGUCCUGUGAGCGCUUGGACCCCAGUUGCCCUCCUAUUAGAUGCAGCCAUCCAGCCAAACAGAUAGGACAGUGCUGCCCCAGCUGUGACAUGUGUGAGUAUGAGAGACGGAUAUACACCAGUGGACCGGUGUUCACCCCCCCAGGAAGCAGCCCCUGCCUGCAGUGCACUUGCACGGCUGGAAACGUGCGGUGCCAAGAAGAGAUGUGCCCACCUGUUCAGUGCUCUAACCCAGUGAUUGACCCUCAACAUUGCUGUCCAAUCUGCAAAGUGUGUGUCCUGAAUGGAGUGGAGUUCGAGGAUGGGACAGACUGGGAACCUGAUGAAGACCCUUGCAGCACUUGUGUCUGCACUAAUGGGGAGCCAGUCUGCCAUAUCUCACCCUGCCCGCGCAUCACUUGCCAACAUCCUACUAAAAUGAAUAGUGACUGCUGUGCAGUGUGUGAUAGGUGUACCUAUAACCAGCGCAUAUACAACAAUGGACAAGACUUCAUAGACCCAGAUAGACCCUGCCAAAACUGUAGGUGUCAGGAUGGUACUGUGAACUGUAUCCCCACAGUGUGCUCUCCAGUGACCUGCUCCAGACCUGAGAUGAAGCCCGGACAGUGCUGCCCCAAGUGUCCAGAUUGUGUGUUUGAAAACCGUGUGCUUGUGAAUGGAGAAGAAUUCCCUAACCCUCUGAAUCCCUGCCAGAGGUGUGUGUGUUAUAAUGGCCAUGUGAACUGUGAGGACCAUACCUGUCCCGGCGCCAUCUGCACGUACCCACUGCCUGGAUCCUGCUGCAAAAACAAUUGCAAUGGUUGUAACUAUGCAGGAAAAGAAUAUCCAAAUGGAGCAGUAUUUCCACAUCCUACAGACAAAUGCAAAGACUGUCACUGUAUAAACGGCAAUGUUCAGUGUCUGUCCAAGAGGUGCCCUCCACUGCUGUGUAGCAAUCCAUUCCUGACACCCGGCGAGUGCUGCCCCCAGUGUCCCGCCCCUGCAGCUGAGUGUCUGUAUGCUGGACUCCCCUACAAACACAUGGAGCGUUUCUAUGACCCCUCUGAAAAGUGCCGCUCCUGUAUCUGCAAUAAUGGGACCAUCACUUGCCAGCGCAGGCCCUGCGCCCCCAUCCUGUGUGCCAACCCCAUUGUACAGGACUGUUGCCGCACUUGUGAUGGCUGCUGGUAUGGCGGUAAAGAGCUGGCUAAUGGGGAGCAGUUUGCAGACGGCUUGGAUGCCUGUAGAUUGUGUUUGUGUCGGGAAGGCACAGUGUCCUGUGAGAGGAGAGCAUGCCCUGCUGUGAGCUGCCCAUUCCCUGUGCAGACACAGUGCUGCCAGGCUUGUGAAGGAUGUAAUUACCUGGGUGAGGAGUACCUGAAUGGCCAGGAGUUCACUGAUCCUCAGAACCAGUGUAAGCGCUGCACUUGUAUGAGUGGAUUUGUGAACUGCAAUCCCAAACCAUGUUAUAACCCAGGCUGUACCCAUCCCAUUUCCCUUCCUGGAAAGUGCUGCCCAGUCUGUGAAGGGUGUUUCUAUAAUGGGGUUGUUAUCAUCAAUGGACAGACGUUCCACGAUCCUGCUGACUCCUGCUCCCAGUGUACUUGCAGGUCUGGCUCUGUUCAGUGCAUAAAGAAACUGUGUUCUCCGGCUCCUUGUCCUCACCCUGUUGUUGGGCCAUGCGACUGCCCACUCUGUGAUGGGUGUUAUUUCCAAGGAAGGGACUAUAUUGAUGGACAGACCUUUCAAGAUGCCAAAGGGGAAUGCCAAGAAUGCACAUGCUUUAAAGGUGAAGUGACAUGUGGAACAAAAAAGUGCAGUAAGGUCUCUUGUUCCCACCCUGCAAUCGACACAUGCACCUGCCCUGUGUGUGAUGGAUGUAUUUUCAGAGGCAGAGACUGUAAAAAUGGCGAAAGGUUCCUGGAUCCGAAGAACAAAUGUCAGCGCUGCACUUGUCUGAAUGGUGGUGUCACGUGCGUAUCAGUAACCUGUCCCCCUGUGUCCUGUCGUAACCCUGCCACCCCUCCUGGAGAGUGCUGUCCUCAGUGUACAGGGAUCUGCCACUACCUGGGCCAGGUCUAUGAGACUGGAACCACCUUCAACUCCCCUGCUGACAGCUGCUUGAAGUGUACAUGCAUCAAUGAGGUAGUGACUUGUCACAAGACGCCAUGCCCUCAGCAAUGUUCCCACCCAGUGCCCUCACCUGCCUGCUGCCCAUCCUGUGACCGCUGCUUCUACAAGGGUUUUGAAUUCAGCAACAGGCAGAACUUCCACUCGCCCUCAGACCCCUGCCAGCGCUGCAGCUGUCUCCACGGAAACGUUGUGUGCACCACUGUGGUGUGCCCCCAGACAACUUGUAACAACCCCCUCACUAAACCUGGGCAGUGCUGCCCCGAGUGCCCAGUGUGCUCAUAUUUUGGGAAGGAGUAUGCAGGAGGGGUUCAAUGGCCUUCAUCCACCAAUCACUGUGAAGAGUGUACCUGUGUGCAAGGGGAGGUGAGAUGCUCAGAGGUGCGCUGUGACGUCAUAUGCAGCUACCCCUCCCGCUUGCCCGGUCAGUGCUGUCCCCUAUGCCAGGACUGCUUCUUUGAGGGCGUGCUGUACAGCGACGGAGAAGACUUUACUCCAGACAACUGUAGGCAGUGCUCCUGCAAUGGUGGGAACGUCAAUUGUGGGAACACCGUGUGCCCGAGACUGAACUGCAUGCACCAAGUGACGGACCAUGGCACCUGCUGCCCUCGCUGUAGAGGCUGUGUGUACAAUGGGAGGGAGUACACAGAUGGCAGCAGCUGGUUUGCAUCCACAACCCCCUGUAUGUCCUGUAUGUGUGUGGACGGUGUCACAACCUGUUCAGAGAUUCGCUGCAUCUCACCUUGUGUAAACCAGAUCCGUGUUCCAGGAGAGUGCUGCCCGGUGUGUGCAGAUUGUGUGUACAGUGACAGAGUAUAUGGUCCAGGGGACAGCUUCCAGCCUGCCAAUGAUCCAUGUGAGAUUUGUACUUGUGAGGUGAUGCCAGAUGGGGAGCAGCAUUUACGUUGUUACCGCAAGCAGUGUCCAAGCCUGGUGGACUGUCCCAAGAAUCACAUUCACUUCCCUGGAUCUGACCAAUGCUGUCCUACUUGUGCACAGCCACUGAGUAACUGCACAGCCACUCUUGGUGGCAGUGAAGUCCCUGCUACAGAUGAUCCAUGUUAUACCUGUCAGUGUAAGGAUCUGACUUGGAUUUGUAUUCACCAAGGGUGUCUUCCUUUAAACUGUCCAACUUCAGAGCAGUUCUUGUCUGUAGACUCCUGCUGCCCUAUCUGUAAUGAGUGUGUGAUUGAAUCUGACAGUCGUCGUGUUUCUGAUGGCGAGAGUUGGACAGACAGUGUGGAUGAGUGCAUCACCUGUACCUGUAAUCUCGGUCACAUUGAGUGCCACAUUGAGGAAUGCACUCCAGUCAUUUGCCAGGAUGGCCUGGUAAAAGUGAAAUCGCCAGGGAAAUGCUGUUAUGAAUGCCAAGACCCAGACAUCUCAUGCAUGUACCAGGGCACCCUGUACCGGUCCAAUGAGCACUGGGAAGUGGAUGAGUGCACAACCUGCACAUGUGUCUCAGGGGAGGUCCACUGCCAGACUGAACGCUGCCCACAGGUCUCCUGUGCAUCGGAUGAGACCCCAGCUCUGAUUCCUGGCAUGUGCUGUCCACACUGCAUUCCACGGCCGGCUACAUGCAUUGCAUUUGGAGACCCUCAUUAUCGCACUUUUGAUGGGAAAAUGAUCCACUUCCAGGGGGCCUGUACCUAUGUGUUGGCCGAGGACUGUGAAGGGGGAGAUUUCAGCAUUCAUGCAACCAAUGAUGACAGAGGUCGUAAAGGAGUCUCAUGGACUAAAGAAGUCACUGUACUGAUUGGGAAUGUUGUGGUGCACUUACUACAAAACUGGGUUGUUGUGGUGGACUAUCAGACUGUGACUUUGCCUUUCCUCAAGGAGCCAUACAUAUACAUAGAACGCAAGACAAACACAAUUUUACUGAACACCAAUAUUGGAGUAAAGGUGUUGUGGGAUGGGAAGUCCCAUUUGGAAGUGAGUGUUCCAGGGACAUACAAAGGACACACGUGUGGACUCUGUGGAAAUUUCAACAACUACCCUCAGGAUGACAUGAAGAUCCGCACUGGACAGAUCGUCUUAUCUGAGGCUGCCUUUGGAAAUAGCUGGAAGGUACAAGCCGAGAACCAAACCAAUGCACACUGUAUCGAUGGAGAGGAUAUUGACCCAUGCAAGGAGGCGGGAUACCGUGCACGCAAGGAGGGCAAUGCUAAGUGCAAGAUCCUGAAGUCCAAGGUGUUUGAGCGCUGCCACAAUGUGGUUCCGCCAGAGAUGUUCUUCGCCUCCUGUGUUUAUGACCUAUGUGCUUGUGGGUCCAAUGGGGAUGACUGCUUGUGUGAUGCUCUGGAGGCCUAUGCUUCAGAAUGCAGGGAGUCCGGAGUCAUUCUGCAGUGGAGGUCACCUGCUCUCUGUGCUGUGGGCUGUCCCCAAGACCGUGGUUAUAUUUUCGAUGAGUGCGGUCCUCCUUGCCCCAAGACCUGUUUCAACAAAGACGUGCCUCUGGGAGUGAUAGAGGCCCACUGCUUCAAACCCUGUGUGCCAGGCUGCCAGUGCCCAGCAGGCUUGGUGGAGCAUGAAUCACACUGCAUCCAGCCAGAGGCCUGUCCCAAGAUUAUCUAUGGCAACAACUGAGAAACAAAUACAAUUAAGGAAACCUAUUGCACUUUCAACCAUCACAAUAAUGGUGCUAUAUCUUACCGACAUUGCACAGGAGGAAACCAGUUAUGAGUUUAGAUUUUGUUUUUAUCUUAAGUCCAUGGUACAUUAAUUAAGUAUUGUCAGUACCCCUUUUCAUAGUCUUCUCCCUGUAUGAUCAAGGGAAUUUAAGCCAUGAAUGUGAAGAGUACAUGCAGGUAUAGUAACUAUUAAGUUUGAGGGCUUUAGUCUGGAAACAGGAGAAAAGUCAAUUGGGUUUCCAUAAAGCCUAUCUUUAAAUAUCUUUAAAGCUUUUGAUACAUAUGAGUUCGAAAAAGAUCAUCAAUUGAGGCAGAGAUCUCAUACAAUGAGCAGAGACUGGUGCUUUAUUUCAUAACUCAUUUGUUUCCAGAGCAGUUAGGUUUCAAUUUCACAGAAAAUGCACUUUCUUAGUAUUCUCCAGGUGUAUUUCUGUGCUAAACAUUCUUGCCCAAGAACAGGGACUGUAACGAGUGACAUACAGUAGAUGCUGCUUAUUAGCAACCUCUCGGUACCCAGCAAAAACUGAACGUUGUUAUUAAGUGAAAAGCCACAUUUGCAAGUGUAUGUAUAUGGAAAAAACAAUGUAUACUAUAGUUGUAGAAACAGCGCACUGAAAUACACGUCUUGGUUGAUUACAGUGUUAAAAAAUAAACACGAAAACACCAAAUAUCAGAACAAACAACUGUUUACUAAUACUACACGGAUGUGUAAAACAAAAAUGUAAACACGGUACUGUAUUGCACACAUAGUACAACAACAACAUACUAUCACUAUCCUUAAAAACAGUAAAAACACACUCGGUAUACAGGACUUGCAUUUAAUACAGAAGCAUCAUUUUAAAAGAAGUAGUCCAAUGUUUUUGUCUUUUUUUAUGAUUUGCCACCUCCAGCUGUAAAUCACUCUCAAUUUUGCGUGCGGCCUCUUAGGCAAUUUCAAAGUGCUGGAUACAAUAGAUUUUGAGAUGCUAAUCUUUUCUGCUACCUGUACUUGUUUAGCACGGGGUUCACACAGUGCCUCCAGAAUCCAAACUUUAUCAGCCUUUAAAGGUCUACACGUUUUGAAGCCAUGAUGACAGACAACAGUCAGACCAUAGCCAUAGAAAUUGUAAAAAAAAAGUUGUCAUUAAGUAAAAUUGAAAUUAAUUAACAUUAAAUUAUGGGAUGGGAUUGGUUCCCAUGGAAAUGUUGUUAAUAACCAAUAGUUGUCUUUAUCAAGUGUGCUAAUAGCCAGCAUCUACUGUAUAUUUGUUAUAUAUGCAAUUAUUUAUGAAUUGUUUUGUUCAUAGCUGGGUGAAAAAUAGUGUUGUCAAACCGUAAUAAGUAUAUUGAAUUUUGUGACAUUUUCAAGGCCACUGUUUUUUAGUUUUUAUUAUACAAACAAAAAGCUUUUUUUAUUAAACUUUAGUUAUUUUAUUGUAUAUUAUUUAAAUAUAUCUAAUCAUACUCUAUUAGGUGUUGCUUGCUUAUAAAAGUAAGAUACCAGUUUUAAGAAUAUUUUUUAAACAGCUGAAUUGUCAUCUUUAUUAUCUGAUCACUGCUGGAAACACUACAGGUUAUUCUGAUGAAAUGGUUCAAGUUAAUUUGCUUUCAGUAAUGUUAAAAAAAAAAUGGUAUGUACAAAAUGUUGUUGUCCUUAAUAUUGCUUGACUUAUAUUUGUAUACUUCAUGAAAUACAGCUAUGUGAUUGAAUAAAAAGGUAAAUGUAUUCUCUGAUUUGCAAUAUGAAAUUCCUUAACAGGAA